Molecule: messenger RNA, 2770 nt
Organism: Quercus robur (English oak)
Lineage: Eukaryota; Viridiplantae; Streptophyta; Magnoliopsida; Fagales; Fagaceae
Exons: 24
Coding region: 124-2307 (727 amino acids)
Biological process (GO): replication fork processing; DNA repair
Cellular component (GO): nuclear replication fork
Molecular function (GO): ATP binding; ATP-dependent chromatin remodeler activity
Source: RefSeq, a predicted model, not a curated record
GUUUAUACAAAUUUAACUUAGAACCGAAGGAAUGAGAGAGUGAGUAGUGACUAGUGAGUAGCGAGUGAGUUUAUUUUGAAAAUCAAAACGAGAAGAGAGAGAGAGAGAGAGAGAAAAAAAAAAAUGAGUUUGGAUGAUGAAGAGUGGGAGUGGGACUUGAGUGCGGAAGAACUCGAUACUCUUGAAAGAGACGCUCUCUUGAAAUUCGCCGCUAAACCACCACCACCACCACCACCACCAAUACCGCCGCCGCCGUCGCCGUCACAACAGCAACAACCGCACUCUUCACAUUUCAACAACAAUAACCACUACUUUGAUCGCUCCCCCUCCAAACCCAUUAACAGGGUUGAACAAGCUUUGCCUAUAUCUCCUCGGUCCAGAGUAUUGCCCUCAUCAAUCAUAUCUAAACCAAACUUUGAUGAACCUUUGUCAAAGCCUAAGGCAUCUGUCAAAUUUUUUCUUCAUGCCACCGGAAACAUUGCUGCUAAAUUUUUAUAUGACCAGGUACUAGUAGCUGCGUUCCGCAAAAUUCCCAAAGCUUCUUGGAAUGCAAAAGAAAGGUUGUGGAUAUUCCCGAUAUCUUCUUUAUCUUCAGCAGAAAAAGUUCUUAGUGAGAUACCUGGUUACAAUGUUGAGGUGGAGGACAUGGAUCCUUUGGUGCAUCGUGCUAUUGCUGCUGCCUCUGCUGUUCCAGAUCUUCGAGACCGAUAUGACAGGAUGCCUAGCUUUAUUGAAUCUAAGCUUUUGCCUUUUCAGCGAGAUGGUGUUAGGUUUGUGUUGCAGCAUGGAGGGCGUGUUCUUCUAGCAGAUGAAAUGGGAUUGGGAAAGACUUUGCAGGCUAUUGCUGUAAGUGCAUGCAUCCGUGAUUCAUGGCCUGUUCUUAUUCUUACCCCAUCUUCCUUACGGCUGCAUUGGGCUUCUACAAUUCAGCAAUGGCUGAAUAUUCCUCCAUCAGAUAUACUUGUUGUUCUGUCUCAAUGUGGUGGUUCAAACAGAGCCGGAUAUACAAUAGUGUCAUCAAGUACCAAGGGCUGCAUUCGUCUUGAUGGCCUAUUCAACAUCAUCUCCUAUGAUGUAGUCCCUAAGCUACAGAAUCUACUUAUGGCAUCUGAGUUUAAGGUUGUGAUUGCAGAUGAGUCACACUUUCUCAAAAAUGCUCAAGCAAAGAGGACAACUGCUUCUGUUCCAGUCAUAAAGAAAGCUAAAUAUGCAAUAUUGCUUAGUGGAACUCCGGCUUUAUCCCGACCAAUUGAGCUAUUCAAGCAGCUGGAAGCAUUAUAUCCUGAUGUAUAUAAGAAUGUUCACGAAUAUGGUAACCGGUAUUGCAAGGGUGGAAUCUUUGGAAUUUAUCAAGGUGCAAGUAACCAUGAAGAAUUGCACAAUUUGAUCAAGGCAACUGUGAUGAUCCGCAGACUUAAAAAGGAUGUUCUUACUGAGCUUCCUGUGAAGCGUAGGCAACAGGUCUUCCUAGAAUUGGCAGAAAAGGACAUGAAACAAAUCAAUGCUUUAUUCUGUGAGUUGGAGGUAGUAAAAGGCAAAAUUAAGGCCUGCCAAUCAAAAGAAGAGGUUGAUUCACUCAAAUUUAAUCAGAAGAAUCUUAUUAACAAGAUAUAUACUAGUUCUGCUGAAGCCAAGAUUCCUGCAGUUCUAGAUUACCUAGGAACUGUCAUCGAGGCAGGAUGUAAGUUCCUUAUAUUUGCACACCACCAGCCAAUGAUUGACUCAAUAUAUCAAUUUCUUCUUAAGAAGAAAGUGGGUUGCAUUCGUAUUGAUGGUGGUACUCCUGCAGCUUCAAGGCAAGCUUUGGUUACAGAUUUUCAGGAGAAAGAUGCUACUAGGGCAGCAGUACUAUCUAUCAAAGCUGGAGGUGUUGGGUUAACUUUAACGGCUGCAUCCACCGUUAUUUUUGCAGAGUUGUCUUGGACUCCAGGUGAUCUGAUUCAAGCUGAAGAUCGUGCUCAUAGGAUUGGUCAGGUGUCUGCCGUCAAUAUCUACUACCUGCUAGCAAAUGACACAGUUGAUGACAUCAUUUGGGAUGUUGUUCAGAGCAAGUUGGAAAAUUUAGGACAGAUGCUUGAUGGCCAUGAGAAAACCUUGGAAGUUUCAUCCAGCCAAACAAGCAGCAGCCCUUUAAAGCAGAAAGUUUCAUCCAGCCAAACAAGCAGCAGCCCUUUAAAGCAGAAAGUUUCAUCCAGCCAAACAAGCAGCAGCCCUUUAAAGCAGAAAACACUCGAUUCUUAUAUGAAGCGCUGUAGCAACAUGGAUGACUUGGAACAUCAGCCCAAGCUCAAACAUCCUCGGCACUGAGCUGUACACCCUGUGACAAUGUUAAUAUUUUAUUUUCUUACACAAGCAUAGCUACAAAUGUACAGGCACAUGGAAAUUGCCUUCAUGAAAUGGUCAGAGACUCAGAGGUAUGCAGUAGUAUUAUCAUCAUAUUGUGUCCUCUUCACCCUCCAUUUUACUGUUAGGGUGGUGCAGUUUUAUUGUUCUUGAUGCUUUGGUGGGUUUUGGAAGUCGGAAGGUUUUCCCAGCACUCCAAGGGAAGAGGAACCCGAACUUAGAUUUAUGUUCGGUAACUAACCCCAUUGACCUGAGGCGUGUAGAUUUAUGUAGAGGAUCCUGAUCCAAUCUUGGGCUUCUCUUUCAUUUUUUUUUGGCAACAUAAGCAUUCAAUAUGAAUACACCGGUAUAGCUGAUGUGAACAUUGUUAUAUAGUGGUAGUACUGGUAGUCUGUUUGCAAAGAAGCGUAUGAUUAUUGCGGUGGAA